This is a messenger RNA of Hyla sarda, 2444 nucleotides long. It is a transcript of the gene DBN1, whose product is annotated as drebrin 1. Lineage: Eukaryota; Metazoa; Chordata; Amphibia; Anura; Hylidae. The coding region runs from base 94 to 1887 and encodes 597 amino acids. Gene Ontology annotation, molecular function: actin filament binding. Gene Ontology annotation, biological process: postsynaptic actin cytoskeleton organization; regulation of actin filament polymerization; positive regulation of dendritic spine morphogenesis. Gene Ontology annotation, cellular component: site of polarized growth; plasma membrane; actin filament. The record is from RefSeq and is a predicted model, not a curated record. The transcript is spliced from 13 exons.
CAGUUACUGCCUCCACCUCUCUCCUCCUCAUCCCUCCCUCAGUCCUCUGCCUUGUCUCUCCAUCCCCCGGCACACAGUCAGCCUGCAGCCGGCAUGGCCUCUCUUAGCUUCAAACUCCACCGCCUGGAGCUGCUGGCUGCCUAUCAGGAUGUCAUCCAGGAGCAGACCCCCACAGACUGGGCGUUGUACACUUAUGAGGAUGGCACAGAUAACCUCGCCUUGGCAGCAUCAGGAGGUGGUGGAUUACCUGGCCUUUCUAGCCACUUUGAGAACCAGAAAGUGAUGUAUGGGUUCUGCAGUGUGAAGGAGCCCAAUGCCAUGCUAGCUCGCUAUGUGCUCAUCAACUGGGUUGGUGAAGAUGUUCCUGAUGCCAGGAAGUGUGCAUGUGCCAGUCAUGUGGCCCAGGUGGCAGAAUUUUUCCAGGGUGUGGACGUUAUUGUGAACGCAAGCAGUGUAGAGGACAUAGAUCCUUUGGCAAUAAACCAGCGCCUAUCGAAUGGUUCGGGAAGGCUGGCAAGUCCAGUCUUACAACGACUACAGCUCAAAGAGGAUGGAACUGAUCCAGUGGGAACCAAUUACCAAAAGACAGACGCAGCGGUGGAGAUGAAACGUCUCAACAGGGAACAGUUCUGGGAACAGGCAAAAAGAGAAGAAGAAGAAAGGAAGGAAGAAGAAAGGCAGAAGGCUAUUGAGGAAAGAUUACGCUUUGAGCAGGAACGCAUGGAACAGGAACGAAAAGAACAAGAAGAACGUGAGAAACGUUACCAGGAAAGAGAACAGCAAAUAGAGGAACACAGAAGGAAACUGCAAGAUGAAGAAGCAGAGGAAUCAAAGAAAAGACUACAAAGCAAUUCCAUAUUUAAUUGUCUGUUUAUACCCUGCCAGAUGGACCAGAGGGACGAAGACGAGGCAGCAGAACAAAAGAGGACAGAAAGUGAAGUGGAAGAGGCUGCUGCCAUUAUCGCCCAGCGAACCGAAAACCCCAGGGAAUUUUUCAAGCAACAGGAGAAGGCAUUAGAUGGCAAUGUUUCCUUGCUAACUCCUCGAACCGCAGUGAGAAGUUCCUCAGAAGCAGGACCACCUCGUACUCCCGAGAAGGAGCGUCGUAGUAGCUUGGGUGAAGAGUGGAACAAAGCCCUGAGUUCUGAGCAGACUGUCCAGGAUAGUGCGUGGGAGCCACAAGGGCUCACAGAAGAUGUUUUUAUGGAGACAAGAGAUGACGAUGCUGGAUUCCCAGCUGCUCCUCAAUUGACAGGGAGUGAGGAAGAAGCUGUGAUGGAGCUGGGAGAGGUUGACUUGAUGUCAGGUGCUCACCCCCCUCCAACACAAGAAGCUCCUAGUCUUCUUGAUUUGUGGCAGAAUGAGGAGCCUCAGGAAUCCACCUGGACAGAUGGCAAUUUGAUGACAUCCCAUGAGGACAUCCAAACAGAGCAAAAAAACCUUGGGGAAACAGAGGCAUGUCCUCCUCCUGUCCCUGAGGAUAACCUUCUGAACUUUGAGGAGCUACCACAACCACCUCCUACCUUCUGUGACAUGGAGGCAGAGGAGGAUCCCCAGAGUAUUAUUCACAUUGAGGGUCCUCAUCAGAUGACUCUAAGCUAUCAGCAUGCAUUGCAAGAAGCUUCUUGUCAUCAGCCAGAGCUUACAGACUCUCUUCUCACAAAUGGAGAGACAUCUCAAAGAGAAGGAACUCAGGCAAGUGAAGGUUACUUUAGCCAGUCACAGGAUGAAGAUUUUGCUCAGUCCGAUGACCUAUCUGCUAAAGCGCCACCACCAGUGUUUUACAACAAACCACCAGAGAUUGACAUUACAUGUUGGGACUCUGACCCAGUCAUGGAAGAAGAGGAAGAUGAAGAAGAAGGAGGCGGCUUUGGUGAAAGUGCUUAGUAAUCCCCUCCCAAUUUACACUAAUACACGUGACACGAAUAUGUGACACAGCCGUUUAACAGCAAAGUAUUGUAGUAAUGGCUGAGGCUUCUGCCCCUGUUGGAGCCAUGCUAGUAAGACCCUGUCUGCUUACCCCUUUCCUUACCACCAUAUGUGAUUUUGGGAAGGGGGGGUCGGAGCCAGGUUGUCGAUUACUUCUCCACCUUUCAGUUAUACUUUUCUAUAUAUUCUAACACGCCAGUCAUAGCCUUGCUGGCAUCUCUCUGCUUUAUUUGAUACGAUAACGGGGAUUGCUAUUAACCCCUAUUGGUUGAGCCGACCUUGUGCAUCAGAUCCAGGAGCAGCAGCCAAGCACCUGGUUCCCUCAGUGUUAUUAGCUGGAUUUUUUAUUUUAAUUAUUAUUAUUAUUAUUUUUUUUUUUUUUACCAGCCUGUGCCGACUGCCUUUUGCAUUCGGAUUGAAGGAUGCAGAGAGAAUUUCUUGUUGUAGUUUUAUCUUUGUAACUUGUUCCUGCAGCUUUUUGAGGAAACAAAAUAGAAACUUAUGGCAAUAAUUAA